Molecule: messenger RNA, 2013 nt
Organism: Cataglyphis hispanica
Lineage: Eukaryota; Metazoa; Arthropoda; Insecta; Hymenoptera; Formicidae
Exons: 2
Coding region: 1335-1898 (187 amino acids)
Source: RefSeq, a predicted model, not a curated record
GAUUAUUUAUAUCACCUAUUUAUAUCGCUCAUUGUCAGCUGCAAUAAGUUAGUAUUAUCUGAAUGAGGAAAAAAUAUCAGAAAAAAAUGAGAAAGAAAGAUAAUAAAUUGUUUACGAAUCCAACGCGUGCGUGGCUACGCAAAGGUUAAUUAUCAAGAUUGGCAUGUCGGUCUACUCGCGUACCUUCUACUAAUCGAGGUUAUCCCACUGCCCCUGUUUCACUCUGAAUAUUUAACCCCCGCGCGACUCUCCUUGACCACCCAUACUCGACACUUUGCUGGCGUCUCGUGGUCUGCGGUGCUGCCACCAAUAGCUUCCCUCGAAAAUCAGAAACAUGGCGUGGGCGGAAAGGGGGUAGUGGAACGUUAGAAGCGAGGGCAGCGUGUUCACGCGAAAAAAUUAUAUCAAUCGUGGCAUCCGGAUAUUUUCCACGUCACUAAUUUUUCCCUGCUAAUCUUUACUCGCAUUAUGAAUUUCCCACUUACGUAAUUCACAGUUAUUCACUGGAUUAUGGCAACGAUGGACUUAUUCACCAACGACUGAGUGUGUUUCCAUUUGCACAAUAUGUGAAGUCAUGACUUGGUGUUAACAGAAUUUCCUUCCAUUCAAUUAACUCUAGUGAUAUCCCUUGUGCGACAAUCUCGAUUCGCUUCUCACAUCAGUCAGCCUGCACCCCUUUCACUCGAUGUGUGCCGUAAGCGCAUCGUCACCACCCAACCCUUUCCCAAUUUCCGUACCUCGUUGCAUCGCACAUUGUAUAAGUAGCGCAGUGCUGCCAUCGCACGGGGCAAUACAGGGCGUAUCACCAGAACGGUGGGACGUGGAGGGUGUUACGUCGCAUCUUCUCGAGUGAGUCGGCACGAUUGCGGGACAGAAGUAGGAUCGCGUCUCAGCAUCAGUGCACGUUGUCGUGCGUGUCGUCUCCCCUUCUGUCACGAGGGCCACUUUUGUCUCCUCUGGUGCUCCCCUUCCCUGAUUCUUGUUCUCAGGCGCGUGGCUCAACCCCUUUCGGAAAUUGGAUGAGUGGCUUGUGCGAGAUAGGGUAGAAAGAAUAGACAAUUGGUCAGUAGUGGCGCGUGCAUGAGGCCGGACAAGCCGGCGUGCCGGGUUCCGUCCCGGCUACGCGGCGAUAAGUUCUCGGGCCCUUCGUCGCAGUCAUUUUCGCCGCGUUCGCAGAGCGUGUCGCGAAUCAGUGAUCGUAAAGCCGAGAGGAAGAAAAGCUGUCAGUCGGCGUUAACUGAAGGCGAGCGAAAGGUGCGCGGAAUCGUUGGUAGGGGCAGCCACGGAGAUCGGAGAAGUGGAGUCAUCGCGGGUGGCGAUCAUCGCGGGUUUGAAUGGGUGGGCCGGGCGCCGGUAGGGUUACCAGGCACGAGCUGAACGCGGUGCCCCAGAGCCACGUCGGUCACGGGGAACGUGCCCUUGGCGAGCCACCAGCACCAGGCUGCCGCUGUCACCCUCCGCAGCGAUUGUCAUCCGGCAGCGCCGUCCGUUCCUUCGCCCAACUGCCACCCUCGCCACCGCCACUUACCUCUUUACAUAUCGGCAACAACAACGGCACCGUGUGCGCCGUUAUCAGCGCCAACAACAACAUUACCACUACCACCGCAAAUUCAAGUGAUAGCAAAGCUAAGAAGGCGGCCGCCAUGUCUUCACCGCCGAAACAUCGUAGGGGCUUCGACCCCAACGACCCAGCGGAAUAUCACCGCUAUCGUCGCGUUAAGACGAAGCAGCGAGGCUUUGUAUGUCCCACAUCGUGUGACCUUCGGCGUUGGACACAGACCUCCCUGAGAUCCCCCGACACAUCCACCAGCACAAGGCAUUAUAAAACACACACAAGCUUGCGAUGUUCGAUGUUGGACCGCUUACUGAUUGUACCCCCGCCGCUAAAAAAGAUAUAAUGCGACGAAAGUACGAUCGUUGUGAUAAUAAAAAAUUUAUAUAUUAUUACCUGAGAAUAUAUAAAUCCAGCGUCCUUCCUGAUAGUACCUUGUAAUAUUAGCAUGAUAAUGUCAA